AUGUCUCCAAAUGGAACAUCCUCAUCCUCAAUCUGUUGUUGUUCUCGAUAUUUCCGAAGGUCAUCCACUCAACCACCACCUACAAAUCAACAGAACAAUGCACACCUAGAACCAAUUGAAAUUAAAGUCAACGGUCAACCUCAUCUGAUGGUUCCCCACGUGGCAAUUCGGCCAACUCCUUCUGUUCAAAGUAUUCCACUUCCACUGGCACCUGACAAUCUUUCGGAAAUCAAUUUAGAAUUAUUCGAGACUGCAAGGACUUCGAGGACUAAUGAUAGCAAACUCCACCCAAUGGGCGAACUAAUUCGAAUGAUUCGAAUUGAAGAGGGACUGGAAGUGACGCCACGUGUUGAGUCUACAAUUCAACCAAGUACAUCAUCCAAACUCCAUCAACAUCUCCAACAUCCAAAUCCAAUGCCAACAAUUCCAGAAGUUCCGAAGAAUACGAAGCCAAGAAAAGCAGUAUUCAAUGAUGAAGGUGAUAUAACAACUAGAAGUUCCACUAGCCAACAAAAAGAUAUUGCACCGCCCGUCUUUAGCAUAACAAACGCCCGAAAAGUGUCAUCUGAAAGUAUUGGUGUCCCAAUCAUCACCAUUCCAUCAACCUCUUCUCCACCAUCUCGUGCCAUAAUCAGAUCCUCUCCAAUCUCUCGUCGAAUCUCCGCAACUCCACAGAUGAUAACUGCUCUUGUCGCCUAUACUUAUGCAUUUAUCACAACUAUGCUCACUACUUUCACUAAUAUUUUUUCAAAGUGA
Molecule: messenger RNA, 756 nt
Organism: Caenorhabditis remanei
Lineage: Eukaryota; Metazoa; Nematoda; Chromadorea; Rhabditida; Rhabditidae
Exons: 4
Coding region: 1-756 (251 amino acids)
Source: RefSeq, a predicted model, not a curated record